Messenger RNA from Paramisgurnus dabryanus, 1244 nucleotides. It is a transcript of the gene tesca, whose product is annotated as tescalcin a. The record is from RefSeq and is a predicted model, not a curated record. Gene Ontology annotation, molecular function: calcium ion binding. Lineage: Eukaryota; Metazoa; Chordata; Actinopteri; Cypriniformes; Cobitidae.
AUCUUUACUUGGAAAGUUGGGAACAGGUUUGGCUUAUACUCACUUUGUCUCAUCUGCUCUUCACUGAAGGACUUCAUCAUGGGGGCUUCCCAGUCUGGACAACCUCAUAAGUUUCAACAUCUGUCUGACAAAACUGGCUUUUCCAUAGAGCAGAUUAAAAACCUCCACAACAGAUUUGAGUACCUGACACAAGAUGAAGGAACUUUAAGACGAGAACAUCUUGAGAAUAUUGAGAAUUUGGCUCUGAACCCAAUCCGGAGAAAGAUCAUCGAGGCAUUCUUUGAUAAAAGGAACUUAGGUCAGGAGGGGGAAGGCUAUCUGGAUGAGAUCGGAUUUGAGGAAUUCCUGACCAUUCUGGCAUUCUUCACACCAUCCAAACAGCGCACCGGUGAAGAUGACACGCAAAAAACCCGGAAGGAGAAACUACGUUUUCUGUUUAACAUGCAUGACACUGACAACAAUGGCUUCAUCACUUUAGACGAAUACAGACACGUGGUUGAAAAGCUGCUGUCUAGUAAUGAAACCAUAGAGACAGAAACGGCAAAAGCCAUUGCAGAUGCUGCCAUGCUGGAAGUUGCCAGCGUAACAGUGGGACAAAUGGGUCCAGAUGAGUUUUAUGAGGGAAUCACAUUUGAACAUUUCAUGCAGAUCUUAAAAGGGCUCGAGAUCGAGACCACGAUGAACAUUCACUUUUGGAACUUGGAUUCGACGGUGUUUCAAUGUGGGAAAUCAAAGUAGAUUCCUCUGCAAGGUCUGAAUUUUAGACUUGGAGAUCUAAAAUUGGACUCAAGAAGAGUAUUUAAGCUUUAAGAUGUGCUUAGAUGAAUGCACAGAGAGACAGUGCUUUCCACAAUUUUAUAACAUACAGUAUAUAUAGGGGUCACUUGUCAACUUUAUGGGGCCUGUUAUUCAUGUGACCUCUCAAGAUAUGUUUACACAUGUACUAGAGCAUUUUUAUUGACACAUUAUUGGUUAUUUAAUGUAUAUAUUGAGUAGGACUCAUGAUACUAUGCAGCCUUGGGUAGCACUGUUGCCUCACAGCAAGAAGGUCCACGGUUCGAGCAUCGGCUGGGUCGGGAGGUCCUUCUGUGUGGAGUUUGUAUGUUCUCCCUGUGUCAGGGUUUAGUCUGGGAAUUCCGAUAUACAAGAUAUCCAAGUUCGGAAAAUCCUUCCCCAAUUUAAGCUUUAAAUGUAACCAUAGAUGCUGGAAUGGUGUUAAGAAAUAAACCAAGAAACUUUACCAA